AUGCCUAAAAUAACAAAGUAUGACGGGACAGGCGACCCGGAGAAACACUUAAGCCCUUAUAAAACUCAUAUGAGCCUUAGAGGCGCCACCCCAACUAUGAAGUGCAGAACUUUUCAUUUGACACUUACCAGAGCGACUGAAAUCUGGUAUAGUCGACUGCCACAUGGGAGCAUAAGGAGUUGGCCAGAAUUUAAGAACACUUUCCUAAAAAUGUUUGCAGUGAGCAAAGAGGGAGAAACCCCUAUCCAGCGCCUUCAAGACAUGAGACAAGCGCAUGGGGAAUCCCUAAAAAGCUUUUUAUCGUGCUUUACUGAUGAAAUGACAUGCUGCAUGCAAGUCGCCGAUCAUGAGGCUUUAGCAGCCCCAAGAGUAGGUCUGAAUACAAACACCCUGUUUUGGAGGGAAGUGCAAAAUCAAGAUCCCACCACCUAUGACGCCCUAUUAGAAAUGAUAAGGUGGGAGAUUAUCAAUGAAGAGCUAAUUGAAAACAGAAAUCGGGCCAAUAGAGGCUUCUCACCUCAACAAAGACAGCGCGCCAGGGGACCGACCUCCCACUUGAUGGACCACCAGAUAAACCCCCCUGGUAAUGGAAAUUCAAGGCAAGCACUUGUCGCAACCACUCUGAACGUCGAGGAGGAGGUUUGGGGACUAGGAAUAGGCCUAAUCAGAACCCCCGAUUAUUGUACAUACCACCACUUCUAUGGUCACGACACAUCCGAGUGUCGGGAGUAUACAUACUGCAAUCGACGGGAACACCCUCAAGACAGGAGGAAUGAGUCGCCACAGGCAAAUAGACCCCCGCCCAGGAAUGACCGGCGACCUAGGCAUGAGGAGACUACGCCCCGCUAG
Messenger RNA from Olea europaea var. sylvestris, 849 nucleotides. RefSeq lists its product as uncharacterized. Bases 1 to 849 code for a protein of 282 amino acids. The record is from RefSeq and is a predicted model, not a curated record. The transcript has 2 exons. NCBI's taxonomy places the organism in Eukaryota, Viridiplantae, Streptophyta, Magnoliopsida, Lamiales, Oleaceae.